AGAGAGAGAGAGAGAGCUUGGUCAAGCUUCGCGAAGGUGUUCAAAUCCAAAUGGGGACGAUAAAAAGGCGAAUUCUUUGAAUUCAUGGAGAAAUGAAACCCUAGAAGAGAAGCUGUUUCCUCUCCCACGCGUUUCCGUUGAGCGAUCAGUAGAAGCCACCUUUCCGUAAUUCAUAGCGAGGACAGGAGGAAGGGUUCGAGGCUGGAUCCGUUGGGUAUUUGCUCACGGAUCUGAGCUGGGAUUUGCUGUUUUAAAGCUUGGUUUUUUAUUUUUUAUUUUUGGUUGAUUGUUUGGGAGAAAGAAGGUAGAGGUUUUCACUGUGAUGGGGAAUUGCUUAGCGGCGAGGAUCAAGGCGGAGACACCCUUUACCAGCGUCUCUGCUUCAGAUUUCUUGUUUGGAUGUUUAGGGUUGAGUUCUAAAAAUAGUAGCAAAGAUAGAGUUGGAUUGAGCAAUUCUAGCAGCAAAGUAUCUGCAUCCUUAUCCUCUGUGCCUCCUACCCCUCGGAGUGAGGGUGAGAUCUUGCAGUCUUCAAAUGUCAAGAGCUUUACUUUCAAUGAUCUUAAAAUGGCGACCAGGAACUUUCGUCCAGAUAGUGUUUUGGGCGAGGGUGGAUUUGGUUCAGUUUUUAAAGGCUGGAUUGAUGAGCACACUUUAGCAGCAGCUAAGGCUGGGACUGGAAUAAUUAUUGCGGUGAAGAGGUUGAACCAAGAAGGUUUCCAAGGUCACAAGGAAUGGCUGGCUGAGGUCAACUAUUUGGGCCAACUGUAUCAUCCCAAUCUUGUCAAGCUGAUUGGAUACUGUUUGGAGGAUGAACAACGUCUUUUGGUUUAUGAGUUUAUGCCAAGGGGAAGUUUAGAAAAUCAUCUAUUCAGGAGGGGUUCAUACUUCCAACCUCUAUCUUGGAACCUCCGAAUGAAGGUUGCGCUUGGGGCUGCAAGGGGUUUAGCUUUUCUACACAGUGCUGAGAACCAAGUUAUCUAUCGGGAUUUUAAAACUUCUAAUGUCCUUCUUGAUUCAGACUACAAUGCCAAACUUUCUGACUUUGGCCUGGCAAAAGAUGGGCCAACCGGCGACAAAAGCCAUGUUUCUACAAGAGUCAUGGGGACCCAAGGGUAUGCAGCACCUGAAUAUCUUGCAACAGGUCAUUUAACUUCCAAGAGCGAUGUGUAUAGUUUCGGAGUGGUUCUUCUAGAGAUGUUAUCCGGCCGGCGAGCGGUUGACAAAAACCGUCCUGCAGGAGAACACAUUCUGGUGGAAUGGGCGAGGCCAUAUCUUACAAGCAAAAGAAGGUUCUUCCGCGUCUUGGAUUCCCGAUUGGAAGGUCAGUACUCAUUAGGAGGAGCCCAGGCAGUUGCCGCCCUUGCGCUCCAAUGCCUAGCCACCGACUCGAGGUUCAGACCAAACAUGGAUGAAGUGGUCUUGGCACUAGAACAACUUCAGAAUAGUAAAACAAGUUCAGUUAAUGUCAACACUGCAAAUGAUAAUCAUAAAGCUAACAGAAGAAGUUCAGAAGCAGCUGGGAAUCACAAUACUUCCCAUCCGAAGGCCAUCAAAUAAGUGGGAAUGUCUAAUUAUGUAUUUUCACUGCUCUUGGUUUGAAAUGCAAGAUUAAGCCAAUGUAUUUAUAUACUCAUGUUGCUCUGGUUGUAUGUAUAGUUUCUCUGAAUCCAGAAUUUUGAGUGUUUUCAAUCUAAGUUUGAGGUUUUGUAGAUUAAUACACAUGAGCUUCUUGCC
This is a messenger RNA of Dioscorea cayenensis subsp. rotundata (Guinea yam), 1735 nucleotides long. Its product is annotated as receptor-like cytoplasmic kinase 176. The transcript has 7 exons. Lineage: Eukaryota; Viridiplantae; Streptophyta; Magnoliopsida; Dioscoreales; Dioscoreaceae. Gene Ontology annotation, molecular function: ATP binding; protein kinase activity. Gene Ontology annotation, biological process: protein phosphorylation. The record is from RefSeq and is a predicted model, not a curated record. The coding region runs from base 323 to 1558 and encodes 411 amino acids.